AUGUCACUUGUAAAUCCAGAGUGGUACCAGACCAACACUGCAUGUGUCAACUGUCAGAAGAUAGUGGAGUGGUGUGUAUACAUGUACUAUAAUGGUGUGAGAGUGUGGCAAGUGGGGCCGACCCGAGACCCGAGGAGUUAUGAGGCGGGUUCGGGCAGGAGUUUGGGAAAUGUUGACCUGACCCGGACCGACCCGGCUUGUUCUCAAGUCGGGUUCGGGCAGGUGCUGCAGACUUCGGGUCAGCCUCGGGUAGACCCGAAAACCCGACUAGGUAGUAGGGGGCCAAGGGUUAGGACGCAGGGCAGAGUCCGGAUCAGAGACAGCUAUCCUCCUCAGUGCUGA
Puccinia graminis f. sp. tritici CRL 75-36-700-3 is the source of this 342-nucleotide messenger RNA. RefSeq lists its product as uncharacterized. The record is from RefSeq and is a predicted model, not a curated record. The coding region runs from base 1 to 342 and encodes 113 amino acids. Lineage: Eukaryota; Fungi; Basidiomycota; Pucciniomycetes; Pucciniales; Pucciniaceae. The transcript has 2 exons.